GCAACAGACAAGUGCAGCGCUAACCGAGCUAGCUCCCCUCCGCCACAUACCCUGCCUGCCGUAAGCCAUAACAACCAUCGCUGCUUCUUCCUGUCUUCUCUGUGGAUGUUUGAGGAUAAAUGGAGGAUUCUGAGGAGGAGCAUUCCCUUACGGGUCUAGAUGAGGAGGCAAUAGUUGACCAUGGGAAGACCAGUUUCACCACUCAGACCAACUAUGAGAAGGAUGACCUAGAAAGCCACAGAGCGGUGUACGUGGGUGUCCAUGUGCCACUGGGGAGAGAGAGCAGACGGAGGCAUCGUCACAGAGGACACAAACAUCACCGAAAGAAGAAAGAGAAAGAUGAAGAGGGCAAAGGAGAUGGGCGCGACUCACCAACCGACACACCAUCCCAGCGGGUGCAGUUUAUUCUGGGGACGGAGGAUGAUGACCUGGAGCAUGUCCCACAUGACCUCUUCACCGAACUGGACGAGCUCUCGUUCAGAGACGGCAACGCGACUGAGUGGAGAGAGACAGCCAGGUGGCUGAAGUUUGAGGAGGACGUAGAAGACGGAGGAGAGCGGUGGAGUAAACCGUACGUAGCGACUCUCUCUCUCCACAGUCUGUUUGAACUGCGCAGCUGCAUCCUCAAUGGCACCGUCAUGCUGGAUAUGAGAGCCAGCAGUAUCGAGGAAAUUGCUGACAUGGUAAUAGACAGCAUGGUGGCUACGGGUCAGCUCAAAGAAGAUCUACGAGACAAGGUGCGGGAGGCCAUGUUGAAGAAGCACCAUCACCAGAAUGAGAGAAAACUCAGUAAUCGUAUUCCGCUGGUGCGCUCCUUUGCUGACAUAGGCAAGAAACAUUCUGACCCACUCUUGCUUGAAAAAAACGGACCAAUGUUUUCGCCGCACUCUGUUCCUAACAACCUGGAUGGCAACAAGGCUGUGGAGAGGAGACCGUCCAAAGUUGGGGUCAGUAGAGAAGGCAGCAGUGUCGACUUCAGCAAGGUGGAUAUGAACUUUAUGAAGAAGAUUCCUCCUGGAGCUGAGGCGUCCAACGUGCUGGUGGGAGAAGUGGACUUCCUUGAGAAGCCCAUCACGGCCUUUGUGCGACUUUCUCCUGCAGUCCUAAUCACAGGACUCACGGAGGUGCCCGUGCCCACAAGAUUCCUGUUCCUGCUGCUGGGACCCCACGGCAAAGGGCCCACGUACCACGAGAUUGGCAGGUCGAUGGCAACGCUCAUGACAGACGAGAUUUUCCAUGAUGUUGCAUACAAGGCCAAGGACAGAACAGACAUCCUUUCUGGCAUCGAUGAAUUUCUCGAUCAAGUGACCGUGCUCCCUCCCGGUGAAUGGGACCCCACCAUCCGAAUUGAGCCCCCCAAAAAUGUCCCAUCUCAGAUGAAGAGGAAAAGACCGCCACAACCCAAUGGUACGGCGUCCCCUUCUGGCGAGCAGGAGAAAGCGGAUGACCAUCAUGUAGGGCCGGAGCUGCAAAGAACUGGGAGGAUAUUUGGGGGGCUGAUCCUGGACAUAAAGAGGAAGGCCCCUUUUUACUGGAGUGAUGUCCGGGACUCUCUCAGUCUGCAGUGUCUGGCCUCCAUCCUCUUCCUGUACUGCGCCUGUAUGUCACCAGUCAUCACCUUCGGAGGCCUGCUCGGGGAGGCCACCAAAGGCAACAUAAGUGCCAUAGAGUCUCUAUUUGGGGCGUCGAUGACAGGAGUGGCAUACUCCCUGUUUGCAGGACAGCCCCUCACUAUUCUUGGCAGCACAGGGCCUGUUCUAGUAUUUGAAAAGAUCCUCUUCAAGUUCUGCAAUGACUAUGGCUUAUCGUACCUGUCCCUGCGCACCAGUAUUGGUCUAUGGACAGCCUUCUUGUGCAUAGUGCUAGUAGCCACAGACGCUAGCUCUUUGGUUUGCUACAUCACUCGGUUUACGGAAGAGGCCUUUGCUGCUCUCAUCUGCAUCAUCUUCAUCUACGAGGCUCUAGAAAAGCUCUUCCACCUCGGAGAACUGUACCCUGUCGACAUGCACAACCAUCUGGACAACCUCACAAUGUACACGUGUCAGUGUGCUCCGCCGACCAAUGCCUCAGCUACCACCAAACAGACAUGGAACAAGAGCGGAUACACUGAAGAGGACUCAAUACCCUGGAGCAGCCUCAGUGUUUCAGUUUGUAAGGAGUUCCAUGGAGAGUUUGUGGGUCCAGCCUGUGGUCAUCACGGCCCAUACAUCCCUGAUGUCCUCUUCUGGUCCGUCAUCCUUUUCUUCACCACUUUCUUUCUGUCCUCCUUCCUCAAGCAGUUUAAAACUGAGAGAUACUUUCCUACCAAGGUUCGCUCCUCGAUCAGUGACUUUGCUGUGUUUAUAACCAUCAUGAUUAUGGUGCUGGUGGAUUAUCUCAUGGGGAUCCCGUCUCCAAAACUCAAUGUCCCGGACCGCUUUGAGCCCACUUCAAAGAACAGGGGCUGGCUCAUGGACCCUUUGGGAGAUAAUCCUUGGUGGACUCUGCUGGUGGCGGUGCUCCCUGCUCUGCUCUGUACCAUCCUCAUCUUUAUGGACCAGCAAAUCACAGCUGUCAUUAUCAACCGCAAGGAGCACAAACUCAAGAAAGGCUGUGGGUACCACCUGGACCUGCUCAUAGUGUCACUGAUGCUGGGGAUCUGCUCAAUAAUGGGUCUGCCCUGGUUUGUAGCUGCGACCGUCCUCUCCAUCUCCCAUGUCAACAGUCUGAAGGUGGAGUCCGAGUGCUCUGCUCCGGGGGAACAGCCCAAAUUUCUGGGGAUCCGAGAACAGCGGGUCACUGGGUUCAUGAUCUUUGUCCUGAUGGGCUGCUCUGUGUUUAUGACAUCUGUACUCAAGUUCAUUCCUAUGCCAGUGCUGUAUGGGGUUUUUCUCUACAUGGGCGUCUCUUCCCUUAAAGGCAUCCAAUUUUUCGACAGGAUUAAGUUGUUUGGGAUGCCAGCGAAGCACCAGCCUGACCUGAUAUUACGCUACGUGCCAUUGUGGAAAGUGCAUAUUUUCACUUUGGUGCAGCUCAGCUGUUUGGUUCUUCUGUGGGUGAUCAAGGCCUCUGCAGCUGCUGUGGUUUUUCCCAUGAUGGUUUUGGCACUGGUGUUUGUGCGAAAGCUUCUGGACUUUAUCUUCACAAAGAGAGAGCUGAGCUGGCUGGACGACCUGAUGCCGGAGAGCAAGAAGAAGAAGGAAGACGACAAGAAGAAGAAAGCCCAAGAAGAACUGGUGUUAGCUGACGAUGAAGACUUGGGGCUGAAAGUGGCGUAUGAAAACUCAAACCGCCUCACCAUCCCGGUGAAGACCCUCACUGGAAAUUCAGAGUCUGCCCCCAUAAAAAACUCUGAUGAAAAGGCUAAAAGCUCAGCCCUGAAAGCAGAGUCUCGUCCCCAACCUGUGAGAAGUAGUGACAGCCAAGAGAAGGUGGCAUGCGUUAGGGUCGACAUGAGUCCCGAAGAUUCACCUGAAGGAGGCUCUGCGACUGAGACUUUCCUGUGACGGAGCAGGUGUUUCCUCUUCCCCUCCCCUCUCCUCUGGGCUGCUUCAAUGUGGGACUAAGGAGCAUAUCUUAAAAUGGCGGAGAAGCACAAAAAACGCAGCCUGGCGAGCUCUGGUCUAAGUGACAGGCCAUAAAACCAACUGCCAUGAGGUUUAAAAUGUGCACAUCGUGAACAUGAAGGAGGAUCUUACUGCCCAAUUCACUGUAUGUUUUUUAUAGAGUUAAUAAAUAGUUAAUAAUUUAUCCAUUUUAAAGUCAGAUGCCAAAGGAAAGGGCCUCGCUGCUGGGGAUCAAGAACUGUUUUGACUAUAGAUAGUUUUUAUUUUCAAACCUUUGUGUUAUAGCUGCUGUACAUUUUCUUACAAUAGCUCACAUCCUGUCUUUUUGUGAGUCUUAAAAAAACACCAGCAUCAAAUCCAUUCUAAAAAGAAGCCAUUAACUGUCAAAGGUAAUUCUGGCACAAACAUACUGAUUUCUCUAGACUAAAUACUAUAUCUGUUGUCGCCACACUACUACUACAACUACAAUACUUUGUGCAUCUGGAAAACUUUCAGUGUUAUUGUUGCUGCUCAAAAGGUCAAAGUUCACAUCUUGUAAUAAACCUCAUUCAUUAUAUGCUGUUACAUAAAUAAUUAUUAGUGUAUGUAAAAUGUAUGUACUCUGUGAUCAGUUCAUUUGAUGUGACUUCAGAGGCCAUAUUGAAAAGUCUGUACUGUACAAUAAGCACUUUGCCAGUAUAACUUCUUAAAAUGAACAUAAGAUAGUGCGGUAAUACACGGAUGUCCACAAAGUUUGAAUUAUUUGUAAGAUAAUCAUUUCUGUCAUUGUAACAGUGUGCAUUUUUAAGUUUUAAACUUUUCAGGUGGGGUAUCUGCCACCUGCUUGUCUCCAUGGAGAUGUCUGAGAUUUUACACAGUAUGACAUGAAACCUUUUCUAUCUCCACAAACACGAGCAGGUGACGCCGACAGGGGAGGUUACCGUUAGUUAGUUAAACCUGUAGAGAGAUCUGUAAUUGGUUAAAUUUAAUGCAAUUCUGUGGAACUUUCCAUGCAAAGUAAUAACAUCUGCAUGGAGAAAGAAAAGAAAAGUUACACAGUGCACCUUUAAUCAAUUUGUUUUGGGGGGAUUUGUCCUCUUCAUUUUUAACACUGUUGAAAUGAGCAUAGAGUGACCACAUUUCAUACUUUUUUCUUCUUCUUUUUCUUUUUUUUUGACAAAUGACUGAAACUUUAUGGACAUCAGUGUAUAUAAAGAGUCCAGUCCUCUCCCAAAGCCUCCUUAGAGCUGUUCAAACUCAGGAAUCGUGAGGAUUUCUGGCAUUCAUUUAAAUGUUUAUUUUCACAAGACGAUAGUAUAAUUAUUAUUAACAAUUCAUUGUAUUAAUUUCAUUGUGAAUAUUUUAAUAAUAAUAAUGAUAAUAAUAAUAAUAUUGACAAUUAACAGGGUCAAUCAUAAAAAAGCAAUUACUCUUGUGACUCCUGUUAGCAGCACCCUUUUUAUACUGUCUGUAUCAUUGUUUGUAAUUGUGUGUGUGCGUGGUGUGAAGAUAAUUUGUUACGCGUUGCAAAUCAUUUUAUGCAAGAUACCUAUUUCUACACUAAAUGUAAAAAAUGCUGUUAUAAUCUAUAUGAAGUCGUUCUUAUUUUGCUAUUGAGUAAGUGAAGUCCCGUUUUAGCAAUAAGUCUCCCAUACAGUGCAAUGUAUGGCUAUAGGAUGACCCUUAGCUAACUAAUCAAUCGUGGUUUGUGUUUCAUUGGCUUUGUCGGUGUGUAGCUACAGUGACAACAGCUUAUAUACAUAUGUGCCUUGUCUAAGCUUAAUGUAAUGUCUUGUUAUUGAUCAUUUGGUUAGAAUGCGUGGGACAACUACGCCAAAGACACCACCACCCAUUUGCUUCUUCUAUGUCGUGUUGAGAAAAGAAAAUAUUUAAAAUCUUUAACAACGGACUGAAAUUAUGUAGACUUAAAACUGUUUCCGUAUGUACUACUGUCACUUCACUGGUUUUCACUGCAUCUAAGCUGUGUAAAAACAAUUUUGAGGUACUGGUAAAAAAAAAUAAAAAAAAUCAUUUGAAUGUCUGAUUAUGUUGAAUAGAAAGAAUGAAAUAACGAUAAUUUUAUUUUUACAUGUCUUGGCACUCUGUAUGUCAGUGGAGCUGUCGCGUUAGAUUGAAGCUUCACAGGCGAGCGUUAAAAAUGCACUGACCGGCCAUAUUAUUAGGUACAGCUGUAAUGGUUUAAAUGCUAUCUGACAUUUCAUACACUGUAAAAAUAAGUGCUUAAAGGUGCACUUUAAACAUGCCACUUUUUGGCUGGAGGUCCGUCACCUGCUUGUUUCUAUGGAUAUGUCAUUGUUCUGCCUGGAAUGUACCACAGUAUGACAAAUAGCUCUACUUUACUUUUAUUAAAUUGGUGUGUUUUACAGCUCAAAAGUACCUACAAAAACAAAGAAGAAAAAAAAAACCUGGUUCUGGUCUGGUUUGAUGUAUAUAGAAAGGUUUAUUACCAUACUGUGAAACUUUCCAGAUAAAGCAACGUUUCUAUGUAAAAAACAAAACAAAACAAAAAAACAUUUGACAGACCCUCCACCAAAAAAAUUUUACACCAUGCACCUUUAACUUUAUAGCACAGUAAAAUGCAGAGUAUGGUGAUUCCCAUAUUAUUCUUUAAAAGAUACCAAAUGUGUUUCUGGGCAAUUUAUGUAGGUCUGUAGUUUUUUUUUUUUUUUUUUUUUUUUUUAAUUCAGUGUUUUGGAGUUUGGGUUAAUUUUUAUCCAUGUGUUUCAGAAUUAUGAAAAUUAGGACAGUUGCCAUAGAAAUUGAAAACCAAAAUAUUAUCUAUUUUGAAUUUUGAAAAGUCCUCAAAAUAUCAACAAUAAAAAGAAGCUAAAAUUAUGAACUAAACUGCCAUGCUUUUACUGUGCUCUAAUGUACUAACAAAUUUACUUAAUUCACAUUUCCAGCUCUUUGUUUACACGGAAACACAGACUAUUUAAACUCUUCAUUGGUUGGCCUGUAUUUAAAUGUUUCUCAGCUUUCAUUUUAUUUGAUAUUUGCGUUUACAAUCAUUGCAACAUAUGGCUAAUAAUAUGUGAGUGAGUGUAUUUACCCCUUUUUGUUGGACUUUUAUCCAAUGUGCACUUAAGUUAUCCUGUUGAUGAAUGAAUAAUGACAUGAAAUGUGGAGAUGUACCCCAUGUUCACCUCAAAAAACAUAUUUAUUUUGUUUAUUUGUAAAGCACAUAACAUACUGUUGUUUCUUGAAUGAUGACUUUUGGUCAUGCCCGACUGACGCAAAGCAAUAAAAGUGGACACAGACUG
Molecule: messenger RNA, 6805 nt
Organism: Boleophthalmus pectinirostris (great blue-spotted mudskipper)
Lineage: Eukaryota; Metazoa; Chordata; Actinopteri; Gobiiformes; Gobiidae
Product: sodium bicarbonate cotransporter 3-like
Biological process (GO): bicarbonate transport; regulation of intracellular pH; monoatomic anion transport
Cellular component (GO): basolateral plasma membrane; plasma membrane; apical plasma membrane
Molecular function (GO): sodium:bicarbonate symporter activity; monoatomic anion transmembrane transporter activity; solute:inorganic anion antiporter activity
Source: RefSeq, a predicted model, not a curated record